AUGGAGUCCUCAUCACAGUCAACGCCGACCUCGUCACACUUUAGCAUCCAGUCCAUACUUUCUUCACACGAGCAUUCAAGCGCCCAAGGACACCGUGCUUCACCUCCGGCGUUUGUUUCACCACCGACCUUAGCUCCGUCUCCUGCGGGUCAUAGCCCGAGUGCGUCACGUCACCUCUUCCGGAACCACAGUCCAUAUCACCAAAAGGAAGUGAGCCACCGUAUCGCCACAAUUCCCUUGUAUCUCCACUCCAACAUCAGCGACGGAUGCAACAUCAGCAUCACUACCGGCAUGAACCGUAUCAGCAGCUCCAGCCGCAUCAUCCCUAUCAUCACCAACCUCAACAGCGACAAGGACAACGGCAACAAGGACAGCAUCAACACCAGCUGCCUUCACCUCCCUCACUACCUCCCAUUUAUUCAGCAUCCUCGCUAUCUGCUUUACCCCCGUUACUCUCAUUACCAUCGUUGCCAUUACCACACCAGCUACCUAUCUCGAACCAGCAAGAUCACCGACACGAUCAUCAGCAGCAAUUUUAUAACACCUACAGCCAAAACCUCUCCUCCCAACAAACUGGCGGGGUCGAGCACAACAUUUCUAUGGCUCAACAUUCAAAUUCGAGCGGAAGUGGAAUGGGAGAGGCUGGAGAGCACAAACCCACUGUAG
This is a messenger RNA of Sporothrix schenckii 1099-18, 666 nucleotides long. RefSeq lists its product as uncharacterized. Bases 1 to 666 code for a protein of 221 amino acids. The transcript has 2 exons. Lineage: Eukaryota; Fungi; Ascomycota; Sordariomycetes; Ophiostomatales; Ophiostomataceae. The record is from RefSeq and is a predicted model, not a curated record.